Molecule: messenger RNA, 1170 nt
Organism: Cucurbita pepo subsp. pepo (vegetable marrow)
Lineage: Eukaryota; Viridiplantae; Streptophyta; Magnoliopsida; Cucurbitales; Cucurbitaceae
Product: peroxidase 5
Biological process (GO): response to oxidative stress; hydrogen peroxide catabolic process
Molecular function (GO): peroxidase activity; heme binding
Source: RefSeq, a predicted model, not a curated record
CCCUCUCCCUAUAACUACGCUAUCACCUUCAUCUUCUUCUUAUUCCUCUCAUUUUCUCAUUCUUUCACCUUCAAUGGCUUCUUCUUCUUCUUCAAUUCCUUGUACCAUCUACUUCUUCUUCAUCUUUCUCUCUAAUUUUGCUUCGGCCACCCUACGUGUCGGUUUCUACCGUUCAUCUUGUUCUGAUGCCGAGGCGAUUAUCAAGAGUGUUGUCAACCAAGCUAUCUCUCAUAACCCCGGCGUUGCUGCAGGCCUCAUUCGAAUGCACUUCCAUGAUUGUUUCGUUAGAGGUUGCGAUGGGUCAGUGCUGCUGAAAUCCACACCCAAAAACCAAGCAGAAAGAGACCAUCCAGCAAACUUCCCAAGCUUACGAGGUUUCGAGGUAAUCGACGAAGCCAAGGCCCAACUCGAGGCCAUAUGUCCCAACACCGUGUCCUGCGCCGACAUUCUUGCCUUCGCUGCCCGCGACACUGCCUAUAGAGUCGGAGCCAUCAAUUACACAGUGCCAGCCGGCCGCCGCGACGGCCGUAUCUCAAUAAAGCAAGAAGCUUCAACCCUCCCGACACCCUCUUCCAACGCCGACCAACUCAUCAAGUCCUUCGCCAACAAAGGGCUGUCCGCGGCGGAGAUGGUGACACUUUCCGGCGCCCACUCCAUUGGAGUAGCUCACUGCCCCGCCUUCUCCAACCGCCUUUAUUCCUUCAACGCAACGCACCCACAAGACCCUUCCAUGGACCCCUCAUAUGCAGAGUACUUGAAGACCAAGUGCGCGCCGCCUAAUGGCGGUGGCCGGAGCGAGCAACCGGCGGUGGCGCUCGAGUUUUUUAGCCGUAAUCGUUUGGAUAAUUGGUACUAUGUUGAAUUGAAGAACCGUCGUGGGGUGUUGAGCUCCGAUCAGACAUUGUUGAGUAGCUCUUCCACCAAGAAAAUGGUGAUGGAUAAUGCGAGGUAUGGGUCUAAAUGGGCUACUAAUUUUGGAAACGCCAUGGUUAAAAUGGGUUCCAUUGACGUUCUUACAGGAUCACAAGGGGAGAUCAGGCGCCAUUGUAGCUUUGUGAAUUGAUUUCAGACAUUUAAUUUGAUCACCCAAUUAAGCUUCUCAUAGGAACAACAACAAUUCUCUUGUUUUGUUCAAAUUCAUUCAUUGAUUUUAAAUAUUCUAUUUUUUCA